This is a messenger RNA of Prorocentrum cordatum, 726 nucleotides long. NCBI's taxonomy places the organism in Eukaryota, Dinophyceae, Prorocentrales, Prorocentraceae. The record is from the annotation of a GenBank genome assembly.
AGCCUUUUCAGGUAUCAUGCCGGGUUUCUGGGCCCGACAGGGCGCCCACGUUUGCUGGGCCGCGCGAUGAAGCGUCCCGCCGAGGAGCAGAUUAGCAAGGAGUGCCCAGAAGGCGGUGCCUGCCACGAGGAGCCGCCCGGCGGCCCUGCGGCAGCCGCGGCAGUGCCGGCCGAGGGACCUUCUGGCUCCGCGGCAGAUGGCAGCGAGGCGCGCGUACCUGGCGAAGCAUGCGCGCCCUGCGAGGCGUCAGCCGCCGAGGUGCAGACCAUAACCACCUCAGCAGAUUUCUGGCGCUGCCAGAUAGAGGCGGUGUACCAGCGCAGGAAUCCACACAAGCUGCCAGGCGUGCCAGGGUUAUUGGACAGGCACAAGGGCAAGGAGGCCAUCCUCUACGCGAAGGUAUGCAAAACGUAUGACUUGGACCCGACGAAGUUCUACGCAGAUCCCAAGGCUUGGGAGAGUUACGAGAACGACGUACAGGACGGCGAGGAGGCCGGCCGCGCGCCGGCGGAGGUGCCGAGCCUCUUCGCGCACGGGCCGCCGCUGUUCCCGCCGGGGGGCACGCCGGGCGCUGGGCUGGCGGAGGCCUCUGCGCACGCGGACGGUGACAAGAAGGACGGGGGCGCGGUGGCUGCCGACUGCAAGACGCAGUGAACGGCGCGCGGCCCAGCCGGCAGGCGCUGGGGAGCCCGGGCGCCGUGCCCCGCCUGCGUGCCCCAGGCGCAA